This is a messenger RNA of Striga asiatica, 3064 nucleotides long. NCBI's taxonomy places the organism in Eukaryota, Viridiplantae, Streptophyta, Magnoliopsida, Lamiales, Orobanchaceae. The record is from the annotation of a GenBank genome assembly.
AAAAGGAAAAGAAAAAAAAAAAACAGAUACCGUCUUCAAGCUCGAGUCUUGGUGAGCUGAAUGCGGCCAAAAGGGCACGCCUAUCUCCAUCACAGCGCGUCUAAUCACGCGCCCGCGCACACCGUCAGACGCACCCCCUCAACAGCAUUAAUAAUAGCAAUAGCUCGGGGCUUGAAAUAAAUUAGCGGCAAUUUUCUGGCAAUCUUUUUAUCGUCUUCCUCGAACUUUCCAUGGCUUAAUUUCGCUCCCCAAAUUUUCCUUUUCUUCUGAAAGUUGAGUUCGCGAACCCUUCUGCGUUUCGCAUAAGAUUCGCAAUUUUACAGGAAAGUUUUCAGUACCAGCCAGCUUUUUGUUUCUCCUAUCAAUCAAUAUGUUUGUAUCUUGACAGAUUGAUUCUCGAUUUGGUGGAUCAUCUCUAUCUAUGGGGGAAGCUCCAGCUUUCUUUGAAGAUGAUCUCCAUGAAAACCACUCAAAGUGGCCCGUAUUCAAUUCUAAGGGCUACGAAAAGACUAUCGAUGUUGGAUGCGGAAAAAUCUAUGCCAUUGGCGCUACGGAUUGCACGAUUGCAGUUCGAAUUCUUGAUAAGUCGAAAAAUGAAUGGGUGAGUCCCACUGUGCUGGGAAUGAUACCAAAACCGUCUGAAGGCCAUUCAGCUAUUGCCUUAGACGAGGAUCGGAUUUUGGUUAUUAAGGGGAAUGCCAAUUCUGAUGACUGCUUUUGGUUUCUGGAGUUUCUCAUAAAGCUAAUGUUUCUGGAUGAAGUGUUGGUUGUUGUAGCAAAAAUUAAUACCCCAUUUGUUAGAGAGCAAAAGGCGAGAUUAGGGACUCAAGUGGUUGCAUGGAGCAAAGCCGUGAUCGGUGAAGCCAAGAUACCGAUUGUUAUUAGCGGCCCUUCUGGAGUUGGUAAGGGCACUCUUAUUUCUAAGCUAAUGGAGGAAUUCCCCUCGACUUUUGGAUUUUCUGUGAGCCACACGACUCGGGCCCCAAGGAACAACGAGCACAAUGGCGUUCAUUACCAUUUUACAGAACGUGCUCUGAUGGAGAGAGAUAUAACUGACGGGAAAUUCCUCGAGUUUGCAGCCGUUCAUGGAAAUCUCUAUGGGACGAGUGUCGAGGCUGUUGAGGUGGUUACAGAUGGCGAAAAGAGGUGCAUUCUUGAUAUUGACGUUCAAGGGGCGAGAUCUGUGAGGGCUACUUCUUUAGAAGCAAUUUUCAUCUUUAUCCGUCCUCCCUCGUUUGAGGUGCUCGAGCAACGCCUUCGCUCAAGAGGGACUGAGACAGAAGAACAGAUCCAAAAACGACUCAGAAAUGCAAAGGCUGAAAUGGAACAGGGAAACUCGCCGGGACUUUUUGAUCAUAUCUUGGUUAAUGACAACUUAGAGACGUGUUAUGAGAACCUUAAGGAAAUUUUGGGCCUCAGUGAUGCAACCAAGACUAACAAGAUAUCAGUGCCAGAGUUGGUUCGUGUUCCUUUGAAACAUACGGUCUCUAAAAAUGAUCAGCAGAUCAUAAUAAACUGUACUGCCCAAAAACAAGAAAAGUCGGAUUUAAAAAUGUUUGUGCUUGAUACAUCUUCUAUCAAAGGUGGGGCACCUGGUCGGACAAGGGGUCUGAAUAUUUACACAGCCGAGCUUCCCAAUAAUGGUGAUAUCGGUUCCCAUAUGCCGAGCUAACAGUUCAAAUUAUUCAAACUAACAACAGUUCAUUUUGUCCCAAUGUUCUUUAUUUCCUUUGCUAAACAUUACCAGAACUUGAAAAAAAAAAAAUUGAGAUUCUAAUUUACCUCCUGAGAGCCUGAGGGGAUUUCGAGACAAUUCGAGAAUUACGGUAGGUUCGGUUAGGGGAGGUAACAAUUUUAUUUACUCUUAGUUCUUAUGACGAGGGAAAGAAAGAAAAAGAAAAAGAAACAAGAAAAUGAUGACCCUCUCUUAUGCUAUGAUAAAAAGUGGAAUGAUCAUGAUUUGAUCUUUCUUCUGCAUUUUCCAUAUUCAGCAUAUCAUCUCUUUUGGCUGAUUUUUUUGGUCUUUAUUGAAUUGGUGGCCUAUGAUUGGCUGCUUUUUGCACAAGUUUGUUUGCUAUUGAUGGGGAAAGAUGCUUUUGGGGUCCCUAUGGAGCCAAUGGCAAGAUAAAUUAUUUUGGCUAUUUUGACAAUUUAGUGCACUUCUUUUGCUGGCCGAAUAUCUUCAACUUUUAUGGUGUUCACUCGCAUCGCCUUCUUUUGUGUUGCGUAGUCGAUUUUUGUUGUGAUUAUCUUCCAAGGGUUUUUGCUAGAAAUAACAAUAUUUUUUCAACUUUCAAAUUUCAUUUUAACAAACUUUAGGGUUCUAAUUUCGUACUUCAAGAUUUUUUGGUGUUUGAGGCAGUGUGAUCGUUAGGUGGGUUUACUCUUCAUAUUAUUUGAACAAAAGUACAUAUAAUUAUAGUAUGAAAUGUCAUACUUCGAUUUAUAUAUUGUUUUUCCAAGUAUAAGAUAAACUAUAUUUUGGUCCUUGUCCUACAUGACUCAUAUUGGCUAUCAUGUGGUAUUUCAUGAAUUCAUAAAUGAAAAUGGGGCCACUCUUAGCUGCCAUAUGUAUAAGGAGAAUCUUGAAUUAAACACUGUAUUAGAUUCACCUGUCUAUUUGUCUUUUGAUUGGCCAUGAGAAAAUGUGUCAACACCUAUUCUUUUUAUAUUUUUCAGAUUCUUAUUCUCAUGUGAGUGUUAUAUGAUUGGACUGAUUUCACACAGAAUAAAGUGUCGACUGCAAAUAUGUGCUAUGUGUUUUUGGAUGUGAAUGCUAUAUAGUAGGCAUGAUUUCAUAUCGAAAAUAUAUUAAAAAUGUUUUUCUUGAUGAAAUGCAAUCUAAACUUGAUGAAUAUUCACAUUGCUAUGCAAGGCCAUCAGGAUAAGUGGGACUUUCUUUUUGUUUAACGGCAUUUUUUGUCAGUAAUUUUUACUGUCUCCCAUAUUGAGUCGAAUACAAAACUUCUCGGGCUUAUUGUGCUGCUGGAGCUAACCUACUGCAACUAGGCUCGAUAUGUACAACUCAAUAUAGGAUGAUAUUUUGUUAAUCAUAUAUUGUCUU